Molecule: messenger RNA, 375 nt
Organism: Lactuca saligna
Lineage: Eukaryota; Viridiplantae; Streptophyta; Magnoliopsida; Asterales; Asteraceae
Source: the annotation of a GenBank genome assembly
AUGAAAGGUCUACCACCCAAUUAUGUGAACAUGUCAUCUGAAAUCAUCAAGGCACCAUUAUGUAAAGGGAAUGAAUCAUCUUUGGCAUCAUCCUCGUCAAACUUGACAUUAUCAAGCAAUGAACACACAAACCUGCCCUUUUCUGAUAGAAAAAGAGAAACAAGAAAUUGUUAUGCUUUUGAAGAGGAUCAACCAGAAUCUUCAUCAAAUGAAGAUAGUUUUGACGAAGUGACUAUGAUCACAAUCUCAGUUAACCACUGUAUAGAUUUAGAGUCAAGGCUCCAAAGACUUCACCCAAGAAGAUGCCUGGAACAGAAAGUUUUCCAGGAUCUUGUAAUGUCAAAGUUGAAUAAUCUUGUGAAUCGGAGUCUUUGA